AUGAAGUACGCUUUCAUUGCCGGUCUACUGGCAGUCGCCGGCGUCAAUGGCGCAAGGACUUCCUUCGUCAUGCCUGAGGAUGGAGGCGAGACUGUUGAGCACCUUCGCCGCGUGCCUGAGGGCUGGAGCGACGUAGGAGCGCCCUCGGCAGACCAUAAGAUGCAUUUCCGCGUUGCGGCCGACAGCUCUCUGCUCGAGCGCACGCUCAUGGACGUCUCUUCUCCCAGCUCUCCGAACUACGGCCAGCACUUGAAGCGUAGCGAGCUCAAGGACCUCAUCAAGCCGCGCGCAGAGUCUUCAGAUGCCGUCCUCAGCUGGCUCCAGGCUUCCGGUAUCGAGUCGAGAGAUAUUGCGAACGAUGGCGAGUGGAUCAGCUUCCGCGCGCCUGUUAAGCGCGCCGAGGAGAUGAUGGGUGCAAAGUUCAGUACUUACCAGAGCAAGACCCGACGGGACGUGAAGAAGGUGCGCUCAUUGAGCUACUCGGUUCCCAAGGAGAUUCGCCGCCAUAUCGACAUGAUCCACCCCAUCACUCGUUUCGGUCAGCUUCAGCCUGAGCGUAGCCAGGUCUUCACUCAGGGAUCGGCUGUCAGGACUGCGGCUGUUAAUGCUACCUGCAACACGACUGUGACUCCCAGCUGUCUUGCAGACCUUUACAAGUUUGCCGACUACGAGGUCGACGCAAGUGCGCCAGUGUCUAUUGGUGUCAACGGCUUUCUUGAGCAAUAUGCCCGUUACUCUGACUUUGUGAAGUUCACUUCCACAUACGCACCGAAGGCUGCGGGAACCAACUUCACUUACACUCUUGUUGCUGGUGGCUUGAACGACCAGAACUCGACAGAUGACAGUGUCGAGGCCAACCUGGACAUUCAGUACACGGCAGGCCUUGUCGGCCCCAACAUUAAGACCAGCUUCUUCAGCACCGCGGGUCGUGGUAGCCAUAUUCCUGAUCUGGAUCAGCCAAGUGCAGCCGACAACGAGAACGAGCCCUAUAUGGAGUUCUUCACAUACCUCCUUAGCCUCGAGAACGAGAAGCUUCCAUCUGUUUUGUCCACGUCGUAUGGGGAGAGCGAGCAAUCUGUCGGCGCCCCGUACGCUAACAAGGUUUGUGAUAUGAUCGGUCAGCUUGGUACUCGCGGUGUAUCUGUGAUCUUCUCCAGCGGCGACACCGGCCCAGGAUCAGCCUGCCAGACCAACGACGGCAAGAACACGACUCGUUUCCAGGCCAUCUUUCCUGCAUCUUGCCCAUAUGUUACAUCUGUUGGCGGCACCUUCAACGUCCAGCCAGAGCGGGCCGUCUACUUCUCCUCAGGCGGAUUCUCAGACUUCUGGAAGCGGCCCGCAUACCAGGACAAGGCUGUCACCAACUACCUCAAGCGCCUCGGAAGCCAGUGGGAUGGUCUCUACAACGCCGCUGGCCGUGGUUUCCCGGACGUUGCGGCGCAAGGUCUUGGAUUCCGCGUCGUCGAUAAGGGCGUCACGGUGCCUGUCGGAGGAACCAGUGCAUCCGCGCCCGUCUUCGCAUCGGUUGUUGCACUGCUCAACAACGCCCGGAAAGCUGCUGGCAUGUCACAGAUGGGUUUCUUAAACCCCUGGAUUUACACAGUGGGCUACCAGGGUCUCAACGACAUCGUCAACGGAGGCUCAACGGGCUGCGUGGGCCGUAGUAUUUACUCGGGCCUGAAAUCACCGCGCGUGCCUUAUGCAUCAUGGAAUGCGACGGUUGAGUGGGAUCCCGUGACUGGACACGGUACACCGGAUUUCGAGAAGCUGCUGCGUCUUGCGACAGGCAGUGGAUACGGCACUGGGCGUCGUAGUCUUGCGGGCAAGGUCUAG
Parastagonospora nodorum SN15 is the source of this 1833-nucleotide messenger RNA. RefSeq lists its product as hypothetical. The transcript is spliced from 3 exons. Lineage: Eukaryota; Fungi; Ascomycota; Dothideomycetes; Pleosporales; Phaeosphaeriaceae. Gene Ontology annotation, molecular function: tripeptidyl-peptidase activity; serine-type endopeptidase activity. Gene Ontology annotation, biological process: proteolysis. The record is from RefSeq and is a predicted model, not a curated record. Bases 1 to 1833 code for a protein of 610 amino acids.